AUGUCACAAGAUCUCACCAUCUCUCAACGAUACAGACAUGCUAUCAAGCAAUUCAGAGACCAGAAGAAUUCUGGAGAGCGCCGGGAUUCCCCGCUGUUCCAACAAAAUUUGCACCAAUUGAUCCGGGAGUUCACCCUCAUCAAGAGUAUAGUCGAUGAUCUCCAUUUGUUCAGUGACAAUGAGAGUUUGAAAGAGGUCAACACCAACUAUAUCCCGUUCUUGAACACUUCCUAUUACUUGGCCAGUUUACUUAUUAAUUCCACAGAAUCUGAAGACAAACAGAAGGACCCAUUGGAUGCCAAAGUGUAUAACUUAAAACAGGCAAAAUCAUUGCUUCUUCACUACUUAAUCGAUUUACAGAACUAUGGAAUUCUCUCCAAAAGCCAGGGUGCAAGACUCGACACCUUCAAGCAUUUCGCUAAUCCUUCAUUAGAUGAGAUUGUGUCUUACUCCAAUAACCCUGCCCAGAAAAGACAAGAUAAAAUCGAAAACUACAAGCUUGAAAAGGAAUUGAACAACAAAUUAUCUAUUUUGGAUGAACACUAUUCCAAGUCAGAAGAAGAAGAAAAUGAAGAAUCAAUUUUUGACAGGUUUGAUGAAGAAAUAAUUGGGCAAAUUUUUGUCGAUCAGCUUCGAUUGUUCUCAAUUGAUUCGUUCAACACCCUUGAGACAAUCACUAUGGAAAUUCAAGUGAUAGCGAAUAGGCCGAAAUUAAAGAAAAUUCAAGAAUUACCCAAUGAUGCAAGGGCAAAGGAUAUUUCAGCAGAAAACGACUAUGGUUAUACCCCAAGGCUAGAAGAAUUGCCUUUCAAUAAGACGAGUGUGUCAGAUCUUCUCUCCAAACAAGGGAAGAUUUUAAGACCUUUUACCAUUACCAGCAAUAGACAACAAUUAAAGGAAAAGGUAUUCGGAACAGGUCAAGUUCUACCUUCGAUGACUGUCGAGGAGUACCUUGACUAUGAAUUGGCCAAUGGUAAGAUGAUGAAGGAAGAAGUGAAGGAUACUAAUGAAAGUGACACGGAUGAUAGUGAAGAUGAAUUGGAGAAGAGGCACUGGGACGAUUGGAAAGACGAGAAUCCGAAGGGAGCAGGAAACAUGAAGGCUAACAUUGGUUGA
Molecule: messenger RNA, 1116 nt
Organism: Suhomyces tanzawaensis NRRL Y-17324
Lineage: Eukaryota; Fungi; Ascomycota; Pichiomycetes; Serinales; Debaryomycetaceae
Exons: 1
Coding region: 1-1116 (371 amino acids)
Biological process (GO): regulation of dephosphorylation; regulation of signal transduction
Cellular component (GO): cytosol
Molecular function (GO): protein phosphatase 2A binding
Source: RefSeq, a predicted model, not a curated record